UGUGAUGCCAAGUAAACAAAUACUUACACCCAUUUUUUUUUUUAAAAAAAAAAACAAAUAAAACCAUUUAAAAUAGGGUUGAAAAUCUAUUUCAUUCUACAAAACCAAUAUAUUCGUAACCUACAAAAUUAAUGAUUCCAAAAAUACUCCAAACGUAUUUUCCACUAUUGAAAAAAAAAAAAAAUCUCCCCCAAAAAAACCCUAUUUAAAUGAGCCCUUCCUACAUCAUUUUCCUCACCCCAUUUCAUACUUUUCCCAUUUAGAGAGAAAUCCUAAAUAGAAAAUAACUUUAUUAUUAUUCUUCUUCUUUCUUGUUCUUAUCAAGAAAAAAAACUUUUCUUUCUUACUAGGGCAAAGAAAAAAAAAACACUAUAAUAUGGGGCGUCGUAAGAUUGAGAUGGUUAAGGUUCAAGACCGAAGUGCUCUUCAAGUGACCUUCUCAAAGCGUCGAAAUGGCCUUUUCAAGAAGGCGAACGAGCUAGCCACCCUUUGUGAUGUAGAUAUCGCGAUUAUUGUCUUCUCUCCCGGUGGAAAAGUUUACUCAUAUGGAAAACCUAAUGUUACUUCCAUAAUCGAUCGUUUCCUACACGAGCAAGAGCAUGGAGUUUCGAGUACUAAGAAGAGACGUUCCACCUCUCGUCGCAAAACCAAGGAGUUGGAGAAGCUCAGCGAGCAAGUUAACAACGGCGACAUGGAGUUGGAAAAAGAGAAAAAGAAGAGAAAGAAGAGAAAAUAUGAUGAGAAUGAGGAGAUGAAGAGGUUGAAAGAAGAGUUGGAAAUUCUCAAAGAAGAAGUGGAUGAUAGAAAGCAUGUGGUGGAGGCUUCUUCAACCUUGAUGAUGAUAUCUAAUGAUACUUUCUAAACAAUUUUAAUUUUAUUAUUACUAUUAUUAUCAUUAUUAUGUUGCUAAUAAUAAACAUAAAUUGAUGAAAGUAAUAUUUUUCUAGAGAUAUUACUAUUCAUUAAUUUUUAUGUUCUAUGUUUUAUGUCAUGUAUGAGUUUGUGUAAGUUUGGAGUCAUUUUUAUGAAAUUUAAAUGGUGUUUUUGUUUUAGUUAAGAGAGAUGAAUAUGUGUUUUACAAUUAUUAUUAUUUUAUUUUAUUUUAUGUUAUAUGCUUAGCUGGUUUUAAGAUGCAAUUAUGGUA
Cannabis sativa is the source of this 1144-nucleotide messenger RNA. Its product is annotated as agamous-like MADS-box protein AGL29. Gene Ontology annotation, molecular function: protein dimerization activity; RNA polymerase II cis-regulatory region sequence-specific DNA binding; DNA-binding transcription factor activity, RNA polymerase II-specific. The transcript has a single exon. NCBI's taxonomy places the organism in Eukaryota, Viridiplantae, Streptophyta, Magnoliopsida, Rosales, Cannabaceae. Gene Ontology annotation, biological process: positive regulation of transcription by RNA polymerase II. The record is from RefSeq and is a predicted model, not a curated record. The coding region runs from base 377 to 862 and encodes 161 amino acids.